Tarenaya hassleriana is the source of this 984-nucleotide messenger RNA. RefSeq names its product ras-related protein RABA1f-like. Lineage: Eukaryota; Viridiplantae; Streptophyta; Magnoliopsida; Brassicales; Cleomaceae. The transcript has 2 exons. Gene Ontology annotation, cellular component: endosome. Bases 122 to 775 code for a protein of 217 amino acids. The record is from RefSeq and is a predicted model, not a curated record. Gene Ontology annotation, molecular function: GTP binding; GTPase activity.
CUCUCUCUCUCUCUCUCUCACACACACACGCACACCGUUCGUUACGUGCAUGCGACUGAUUUCCUAAUCUUCGAUCCAUAAUUUUCCCGAGCGAGAGCUCCUGAUCGGGGAGAGCCUAACAAUGGCGGCGUAUAGAGCAGACGAUGAUUAUGAUUACCUCUUCAAGGUUGUCUUGAUAGGAGAUUCUGGUGUCGGAAAAUCUAAUUUACUCUCUCGAUUCACGCGCAACGAAUUCAGCCUCGAGUCCAAAUCCACCAUCGGAGUCGAAUUCGCCACCCGGAGCAUCCGUGUCGAUGAUAAGAUCGUGAAGGCUCAGAUUUGGGACACCGCUGGUCAGGAGAGAUACCGAGCGAUCACAAGCGCAUACUACAGAGGAGCUGUGGGAGCUUUGCUUGUGUACGACGUCACACGACACGUAACGUUUGAAAACGUCGAAAGAUGGCUGAAAGAGCUUCGAGACCACACAGACUCCAACAUCGUGAUCAUGCUCGUCGGGAACAAGGCAGAUCUCCGCCAUCUACGAGCUGUUUCAACCGACAACUCAAAGGCAUUUGCCGAGAGAGAGAACACUUUCUUCAUGGAGACAUCUGCCCUCGAAUCAAUGAAUGUCGAGAACGCUUUCACCGAGGUGCUCUCUCAGAUAUACCGUGUGGUGAGCCGGAAAGCGCUGGAUAUAGGAGAGGAUCCAGCUGCACUUCCCAGGGGACAGACCAUCAAUGUCGGGUCUAAGGACGAUGUUUCUGCCGUCAAGAAGGUCGGUUGCUGCUCAAGUUGAUUUUCCAGCAUCUGGGUCUGUCGUGUCUCUGGUAAUAUACCAGUUUCCUGUAUUGUUCUUGUAGGGUUUUUCACUAACCCCCUGAAAGUUGAUCCAUAGGAAGAAGAUAACUAAUCUCUCCCUUUUGUUGUCCUUUUGAUCGAUAUCACACAAAAACAGUUAACUUAUGUAAUCGAUCAUCGUUUUACUAAAUUGCCAAAUACAGCAUU